Molecule: messenger RNA, 357 nt
Organism: Schizosaccharomyces octosporus yFS286
Lineage: Eukaryota; Fungi; Ascomycota; Schizosaccharomycetes; Schizosaccharomycetales; Schizosaccharomycetaceae
Product: ribosomal protein Mrp49
Exons: 2
Coding region: 1-357 (118 amino acids)
Cellular component (GO): mitochondrion
Molecular function (GO): structural constituent of ribosome
Source: RefSeq, a predicted model, not a curated record
AUGCCGAAAUCAUUCACAAAAAUUAAGGCCGUUUUGGAUAAUGUCCGGGUAGGACAGCUUGCCAUUCCUUUACCAAAGAAUGUUGUUGAGGUGCGCGUUCAAUAUUCUUUGAAUAAUAAGAAUGGUCAUAUGGGAGCUAAAAAGUUUGUAAAAGAAUACCUCCCAAGCUUGAAAUAUCACAACGAGCACAUCAAAUUCAACGUUGAACACAAAUUACCAAAUGUGAAAGCACCAACAUUUUCCGUUCAUACUUCUGAGGGUCCUUUAUUUAGUUACGGCAUGAAGUUGAAACAUUCCGAAACCAUCUCUAAUGAUAUAAAAGCCGAGUUGCUAAAGGCUACUCAGUCAGAGCCAUAA